UCGAAUACUUCUAUGUGGUAAAGUGGGUCUUAUGGUCAGAAAAUACGGUAAUUAUUGGUGCGUUGUGCAACCUUAGCAAACAGUUCUAGUUGCAUAUAAAGAUUAUGCAUAUGGAGUAAUUACUGGUUUUAGUAGAUAGCAGAAAAAUGAAAUGCAAGAUUGGCAACGACCAAAAAAAUAUAUAAUUGUUGUGCGUCACUGUCUAUGCUAAUCAAUGGAUUCAUCCGUGAUAAGGUUGCGCUUCUGAUAAGCGUACAACCAAGGAUCUAGUGGAAAUUACCAAAACGGAAAGGUCACACGUAAUGGAAUUCCGUUUUACCACCACCUACGAACUGGCAAUAGCUGUGGAGUGAGUAAGCACGUAAGUUCUAACGAAACGAAGGCAGUCCCAAUCGUCCCAAUCAGUCCCAAUGCCAGUCAGUUGAGUUGAGUUAGUUUAUCUCGAGUUGCCCCGAAGUGCGCGUCGUCGGACGGCCAUCAGAAUCCACACACUCUCUCACACACAAAGGCUGACGCUGACGUCACAAUGGCGUUAACCAUAUGAUUGGAAUUCACAAAUUGAAGAGAGAAUUUAACAAACAGAACAAUCCUGUGUCCGCCAAUUGCGCACCGUUCACUCAUGUUUUUGUUUGCUCCUAUUAAGUCUCGUGCCAAUGUGACAGUGACGUGAUAUUUAUGAAAUUCAGUUUUAUACCAAAAUAGCCCUUGUUUUUGUUUAGUUUAGUUUACCUUUUACAUUAAUUUUAGUAGCGUUUAGAUUACUUUGAUGUUAAUGUAAAACACUAAGUUCAAGUUUGAGUUUGGUUUCAAGAGCAUCGAUCAAAGCAAUGGGACUUUUAUUCUCAAAGUUGUGGAGCCUCUUCGGCAAUGAAGAGCACAAGAUUGUUAUUGUCGGCUUGGACAAUGCUGGCAAGACAACUAUACUGUACCAGUUUUUAAUGAAUGAAGUUGUGCACACCAGUCCCACCAUUGGAUCAAAUGUUGAGGAGGUUGUUUGGAGGAACAUUCAUUUUAUUAUGUGGGAUCUGGGUGGACAGCAGUCCUUACGAGCAGCUUGGAGUACUUAUUACACAAAUACAGAG
This is a messenger RNA of Nicrophorus vespilloides, 1082 nucleotides long. Its product is annotated as ADP-ribosylation factor-like protein 5A. Gene Ontology annotation, molecular function: GTP binding; GTPase activity. Lineage: Eukaryota; Metazoa; Arthropoda; Insecta; Coleoptera; Silphidae. The record is from RefSeq and is a predicted model, not a curated record. Gene Ontology annotation, cellular component: trans-Golgi network; cytoplasm. Gene Ontology annotation, biological process: protein localization to Golgi membrane; vesicle-mediated transport; intracellular protein transport.